GAUUGAGCAAAACUGCACGCCCCCUUUCUCCUCUCCCGGCCAAAACCAACAGCCCCGAGUGCUCCGGUUACACCACUGGCACGGGGGCUGCUCAUUCAUUCGGGCUGAGGCGCUCGCAGCAUUUAUUAGGGGCUCCCCUCCCAGCCCUGGCCUUGCUAAACCCCGAGCGCGGCUCCAGACACAGCCCAGGGAUCUCCGGGAAGCGGCUGGGAGAAUGCUGCCCCAAGAAAUACUCUCUCUGCUCACCCUCCUCUGUGUCCUCGGGGCUUCGGGCUCUGCCCUGGAUGAAGACAACGACUACGACCUCAUGUACGUGAACCUGGAUAACGAGAUUGAGGCUCCAGCCCCUGGCACCGAGGAAACUGCUUCGUGCGACUGCCAGCGGGAGCACACGGAGUGGGACAAGCUGUUCAUCAUGCUGGAGAACUCGCAGAUGAAGGAGAACAUGAUGCUGCAGGCGUUGGACGAGCUCCCCAGGGUGGACCUGCAGACCCUGAGGGCAGAGCUGGCCCAGCUCACCACCAACCUCGCCGGCUCCUUCGCCGCCACCCUCGACAGGGUCACCUCCCACAUCGUGUCCCGGGUGGAGCAGGUGCUGGUGAGGAGCAGGGACCAAGCUGAAGAGGCCAAGAGGCUCCAGGAGUCCGAGCAGGGGAAGGUUCUGGAGCACGUCCUGCAGCUGAGCCACAACGUGUCCGUGAAGCUGGGCUGGCUGGAGAGCGCCUGGCUGGGCAGGGCUGAGGAGCAGGAGACAGCUCUGCAGCAGGACAAACUGGAUGCCACCAGAGGGGACAAUCUGCUCCUGAACUCGCUGUGGAAGGAGCUGCAACAGACCCGGGCGGAGCUGAAGGUGUCGCAGCAAUGGGCAGCUCAGCACCUGCUGCCAGCAGGGUGUGAAACCGCGAUUCUGUUCCCCAUGCGCUCCAAAAAGAUAUUUGGGAGCGUCCACCCAACUGCUGGAAUGACCCUUCGCUCCUUCACUGCCUGCAUCUGGAUCAAGGUGACCGAGGCUUUGGACAAAACCAUUGUCUUCUCCUAUGGAACCAAGUUCAACCCCUAUGAAAUCCAGCUUUACCUCCGCCAGGACUCCGCGGUGCUCGUGGUCGGGGGCGGCCAGCACAAGGUGGCUGCCCAAAAUGCGGUUAUUCCCGGGAAGUGGGUCCAUCUGUGUGGCACCUGGAGCUCAGAGAAUGGAUCAGCAGCCCUGUGGGUGCAGGGGGAGCUGGCAGCCAGUGCCCUGGACGUUGCCAGUGCUCACACCAUUCCCGACGGGGGGAUCCUGCAGAUCGGGCAGGAGAAGAACGGCUGCUGCGUCGGAGGGGGGUUUGAUGAAGCUUUAGCCUUCUCUGGAAAACUGACUGGCUUCAACCUGUGGGACAGAGUGCUCAGUGCCCCAGAGAUCACGGCACAGAGCGGGGAGGGCUCGUGUGGCACCAGGGGCAACGUGGUGGGGUGGGGGGUCACGGAGGUUCUGCCCUACGGAGGAGCCCAGUACGUGUCCUAAACCCUGGCACGGCACCUUCUGCACAGAGAAUGUACUUCCCAAAGAGCUGAACCCCAACACUCCAACUGAACAGAGCUGUAGGAGCCCACGUCCCAAAUUCCCAAGGAAGAUCAGCAUUGCAAGUUUACAAAAAGAGGCACUGUGGAGAUGGGGGUCGGAUCUCUGCCUGCUGUUUUGGGAAAACACUGAAAAGAUCCCACACAUCAAGGCAUGACGUUGGAAAAGCUGUUCCUGAGGUCUGGCAGCUCUGUCUGUCCAGCACAGUGUUUUCUGAUGGAUCAGAGCACCGUGGACACUCGGGAGUCAGAGGGUGCUCCCGACAUCCCUGCUGAGGGAAUCCUGACCCUUCUCUGCAGAACAGGCAGAGGAUGUGGAUUCCCCAUCCCUGGGAGUGUCCAAGGCCAGGCUGGAUGGGGCUUGGAGCAACCUGGGCUAGUGGAAGGUGUCCCUGCCCAUGGCAGGGGGUGGAACUGGAUCAUCUUUAAAGUCCCUUGCAACCCAAACC
Molecule: messenger RNA, 2009 nt
Organism: Neopelma chrysocephalum (saffron-crested tyrant-manakin)
Lineage: Eukaryota; Metazoa; Chordata; Aves; Passeriformes; Pipridae
Gene: PTX3
Product: pentraxin 3
Exons: 3
Coding region: 215-1504 (429 amino acids)
Biological process (GO): innate immune response
Molecular function (GO): complement component C1q complex binding
Source: RefSeq, a predicted model, not a curated record